AUGUUUUUUAACGGACCUAAUAACGAACUUGUGCUUUGCAGAGCUUUCCCUACUUACCUUGACGGAGCUGCUCUACUUUGGUUUUCAAAAUUACCUGCAGGAUCAAUCUCUUCUUUUGAAGAGCUGGCAAGGUCCUUCAUUGACUACUUCGCGGCAGCACGAAUUUACGUACACGGAUCAGACUACCUAAGCACCAUCCGCCAAGGUCCCCAAGAAAGUCUGAAAGAUUAUAUGACCAGAUUUACAAAAGCAACCAUGAAAAUACAAGACCUGAACCUGGCCGUACACUUACACGCCCUAAAGGUCAGCCUACGACCUGGAAAGUUCAGAGAGAUAAUCGCAAUCACAAAGCCAAAGACGUUAGAGGAGUUCCGGGAAAGAGCAGCCGGACAAAUGGGGAUUGAAGAACUCCGUGAGGCCAACAGAACAGAAAGGAAACCUAGAAGGGAGGAAGACAAGAUACCAAGAUCAGCAAACAACAAAGAGCUCGGCAAACCAUUUAAGCUCACCCCAAAAUUCGACAACUACAUUAGAUUCAACACAAGGAGGGAAAAGAUAAUCAAAGAAAUACUCAACGCUAAAAUCAUAAAGCCACCAGCAAGAGCUGGGAGCUACCAGGAUCAGAGAUUCGUUAACAAAAGCAAGCACUGUGCCUUCCACCAAAAGUACGGACACACAACCGACGAGUGCGUGAUAGCCAAAGAUCUAUUGGAAAGAUUAGCUCGACAAGGCCUCCUAGAUAAAUACAUCGAAGGAAGGAAACACAAAGAAGGCGAUAGAGACAAACAACACACCACCUAA
Arachis stenosperma is the source of this 801-nucleotide messenger RNA. RefSeq lists its product as uncharacterized. NCBI's taxonomy places the organism in Eukaryota, Viridiplantae, Streptophyta, Magnoliopsida, Fabales, Fabaceae. The record is from RefSeq and is a predicted model, not a curated record. Bases 1 to 801 code for a protein of 266 amino acids. The transcript has a single exon.